AUGAAUAUCCCUGUUCAUUACGAAUCCUCAAAAUAAAUAAUAAGAAAAACCAAUUAGUCUUUAAAACCAAUCAGGGAUCUGAUUCGAUGAUGAUCCAACGAAAUUUGAGGUUAUUUUUAAUGGUAAAUUGUAUUCGUGCUUCAUUUUGCUGCAAAAAUGGAAUACUUUUGACUUUGAAUCGUUCCAAAAUACUAGGAGAAAGAAAAUACCAGUUCAAACACUCUACUAAACUGCAUCAAAUUUCGGAUCCUCCAUUUCUUUAAAAGAAAUUUCUCAGUUUCUUUUCUAUUCCAUUUUGAUCUUAUUUAUUUCCCACCAAUUUUUCUCACAAACUUACGCGUUGCUGUUGCAAGCAGUACUGGAGAUUCCCCUCUCUUUUUUAUCUUUAAUCGGUUUCCACAGUUAUUUUCCUUCGAAUAUUUGAAUGAAGCUGAGGUAGCUGUUUUAGGAACAAAGGCGAUUUGAAACAUUUUUGAAAGAAAGGAUUGAUGGAUAGUUAUUUGAACCAGAACUUCGAUUUGAAAUCGAAGCAUUCGUCGGAUGAAGCAUUGGAAAAAUGGAGGACAGUUGUUGGUUUCGUGAAGAAUCCGAAACGGCGGUUUCGAUUCACUGCCAACCUCUCCAAACGUUAUGAGGCUGCUGCUAUGCGUCGCACUAAUCAGGAAAAAUUGAGAAUUGCUGUACUGGUUUCGAAAGCUGCCUUUCAGUUUAUAUCAGGUGUACAACCUAGUGAUUAUGUUGUUCCUGAGCAAGUCACAGCUGCUGGUUUUCAACUUUGUGCUGAUGAGUUAGGAUCCAUUGUGGAAGGCCAUGAUGUGAAGAAACUAAAGUUUCAUGGUGGAGUAAGUGGCAUUGCUGAAAAACUCUCCACAUCCACCAACACUGGCCUAAGUUCUGAUGCUGCUUUGUUGAGUAAAAGACAAGAGAUUUAUGGAAUCAAUAAAUUUGCUGAGCCUGAAGCUAAGGGAUUCUGGGUCUUUGUUUGGGAAGCUCUUCAGGAUAUGACUCUUAUGAUCCUCGGGGCGUGUGCUAUAGUGUCGUUGGUCGUUGGGAUAGCAAUGGAAGGUUGGCCAGCCGGAGCUCAUGAUGGACUUGGGAUUGUUGCAAGUAUCUUAUUAGUCGUGUUCGUCACGGCAACCAGCGAUUAUCGCCAAUCUUUGCAGUUUAAGGAUUUGGACAAGGAGAAAAAGAAAAUCACCAUUCAGGUAACAAGAAAUGAUUGUAGGCAGAAAUUAUCUAUAUAUGAUUUGCUUCCUGGUGAUAUUGUACACCUUAAUAUUGGUGACCAAGUCCCUGCUGAUGGCCUUUUUGUGUCGGGAUUUUCCGUGCUAAUCGAUGAAUCAAGUUUAACAGGGGAGAGUGAGCCAGUAGUGGUGAAUGAUAAAAACCCUUUUAUGCUUUCUGGUACUAAGCUUCAAGAUGGAUCAUGCAAGAUGUUGGUUACCACUGUUGGGAUGAGAACUCAAUGGGGCAAAUUGAUGGCAACCCUCAGUGAAGGGGGAGAUGAUGAGACCCCACUGCAGGUGAAAUUGAAUGGAGUAGCAACUAUCAUUGGGAAGGUAGGCCUAUUUUUUGCUGUAGUGACUUUUGCCGUAAUGGUGCAAGGACUGUUAAGGAGUAAACUGCAAGAAGGGACUAUCUGGAGUUGGUCUGGCGAUGAGGCACUGAAAUUGCUGGAGUUCUUUGCUGUUGCAGUGACAAUUGUUGUUGUUGCAGUCCCUGAGGGUCUACCAUUGGCAGUGACUCUGAGUCUUGCUUUUGCCAUGAAGAAGAUGAUGAAUGAUAAAGCACUAGUUCGACACCUUGCAGCUUGCGAGACUAUGGGGUCAGCAACCGGUAUUUGUAGUGAUAAAACCGGGACACUAACUACUAAUCGCAUGACGGUUGUGAAAUCAUGCAUUUGCAUGAACGUCAAGGAAAUAAAUAGCACCAAUAAAGCUUCUUUCUGCUCUGAGAUUCAUGAAUCUGCUAUAAAACUUCUGCUACAAUCAAUUUUUAUGAACACUGGAGGUGAAAUUGUUACUAGCAAAGAUGGAAGACGUGAGAUAUUGGGAACUCCCACAGAGACUGCUUUGUUAGAGUUUGGCUUGUCUCUAGGUGGUGAUCCCCAAACAGAACGACAACAAUCAAAAACUGUUAAGGUUGAGCCAUUCAACUCUACAAAGAAAAGAAUGGGUGUAGUGCUGGAGCUUCCUGGAGGAGGGUUACGAGCGCAUACGAAAGGUGCUUCGGAGAUAGUUUUGGCUGGAUGUGACAAGGUGAUCGAUUCUAAUGGAGAAGUUGUUCCGUUAGAUGAAAAAUCCAUUAACCACCUCAAUGCUACAAUAAAUGAGUUUGCUAAUGAGGCUCUUCGGACCCUGUGCCUUGCUUAUUUGGAGCUCAAAAAUGGUUUCUCCUCAGACAAUGCUAUUCCGGUUUCGGGGUAUACUUGUUUAGGAAUUGUGGGCAUUAAAGAUCCUGUUCGCCCUGGUGUCAAAGAAUCUGUGGCUAUUUGUCGAACUGCUGGGAUUACCGUAAGAAUGGUUACAGGAGAUAAUAUAAACACCGCAAAGGCUAUAGCCAGGGAAUGUGGGAUUCUUACAGAUGAUGGUAUAGCCAUUGAAGGUCCAGAUUUCAGAGAGAAGUCGCAGGAAGAACUGCUCAAGUUAAUUCCUAAGAUUCAGGUGAUAGCUCGAUCUUCUCCUAUGGACAAGCAUACUCUGGUAAAGCAAUUGCGAACUACAUUUGAUGAAGUUGUUGCUGUGACUGGUGAUGGAACGAAUGAUGCUCCAGCUCUGCAUGAAGCAGAUAUCGGAUUAGCAAUGGGAAUUGCUGGAACUGAGGUGGCAAAGGAGAGUGCUGAUGUCAUCAUUCUGGAUGACAAUUUCUCAACAAUUCUGACAGUGGCCAAAUGGGGCCGUUCAGUGUACAUAAAUAUUCAGAAAUUUGUACAGUUUCAACUGACUGUCAACAUUGUUGCCUUAAUUGUUAACUUCUCCUCAGCAUGUUUGACAGGGAGUGCUCCUCUGACAGCUGUUCAGCUAUUGUGGGUGAAUAUGAUCAUGGAUACAUUAGGAGCACUUGCACUUGCAACGGAGCCGCCAACCGAUGAACUAAUGAAACGUGCACCAGUGGGAAGGAAAGGAAAUUUUAUCAGUAACGUCAUGUGGAGGAACAUCUUUGGGCAAUCUUUCUAUCAGUUGAUGGUCAUAUGGUAUCUUCAAGCAAGAGGAAAAGCAAUGUUUGAACUCGAUGGCCCCGAUUCAACUCUGAAAUUGAACACCCUUAUUUUCAAUUCGUUUGUCUUCUGUCAGGUAUUCAAUGAGAUAAGCUCACGAAACAUGGAGGAAAUAGAUGUUUUGAGCGGGAUAUUAAAUAACUCUGUGUUCGUGGCUGUCCUUGGAUGCACAGCAGUAUUCCAAAUCAUCAUCAUCGAAUUUUUGGGUACAUUUGCGAGCACAACGCCGUUGACAUAUUCACAGUGGGGCCUAAGCGUGGUGAUCGGGUUCUUCAGCAUGCCGAUCGCUGCUGCUUUGAAGCUGGUCCCAGUAUGAAGCCUAUAUGCCUGGAUUUUGUGAAGAACUUCAAGGAAGCCUUAAUGUCACUCCUCGUGAUGUAAGAAUCUCCAGGUGACUAUAAACCUUUUUUUCUUUGUUGACAAUUGACUGAUUUUCUUGCAAUUAAGAAGGUAAAUAGGGAGUUUUGGGAUCAACGUUUAGGUAUUCAUCCAUUUCUUUUGAAACAUUUUCUGGAUUUUUUUGGGGGGGCUUAUUGUCCAAGAAGUAGGUUGGUUCUUAUAUUUUGUAUUCGUUGUUCUUGAUUUAUUUAUAUGUAUGAACAUAAAUUUAUUCAUAUAAUUAUUGGUUUUAAUUUAUUCA
Molecule: messenger RNA, 3857 nt
Organism: Gossypium arboreum
Lineage: Eukaryota; Viridiplantae; Streptophyta; Magnoliopsida; Malvales; Malvaceae
Product: calcium-transporting ATPase 2, plasma membrane-type-like
Exons: 7
Coding region: 489-3533 (1014 amino acids)
Biological process (GO): calcium ion transmembrane transport
Cellular component (GO): intracellular membrane-bounded organelle; membrane
Molecular function (GO): ATP hydrolysis activity; P-type calcium transporter activity; ATP binding
Source: RefSeq, a predicted model, not a curated record